Glarea lozoyensis ATCC 20868 is the source of this 1314-nucleotide messenger RNA. Its product is annotated as FAD/NAD(P)-binding protein. Lineage: Eukaryota; Fungi; Ascomycota; Leotiomycetes; Helotiales; Helotiaceae. The record is from RefSeq and is a predicted model, not a curated record. Gene Ontology annotation, biological process: secondary metabolite biosynthetic process. The transcript has 4 exons. Gene Ontology annotation, molecular function: monooxygenase activity; FAD binding. The coding region runs from base 1 to 1314 and encodes 437 amino acids.
AUGGCUCCAAUCUCCAUAGUAGCAGACGGUGCAAUCCCGCCAAAAUCAGGGAUAAAAGUUAUAGUAGUAGGAGCUGGUUUUGGCGGUCUCACAGCAGCAAUAGAAUCGCACCGACAAGGCCACAGCGUAGAAAUCUACGAAUCAUUCCCAGAAUUGAAACCACUUGGUGACAUAAUCUCAUUCGGGAAUAAUGGAGGGCGGAUAUUUCAUCGUUGGGACAACGGAAGCGUAUCCGCCUCAAUGCGCGCCAUAUCCAUAAACCUACAAACCUACGGUUUCAAAAUCCACAAAUACGAUACCGGCGAAGUUGUCCGUCAUCAAGCGGCCGCGCCACGGAAUGAAGAGGCGCCUGCGUUUAAUGGGCACAGAGGAGAGCUGCAUGAGAUCGUAUUUCGGUAUGCCGAGAGUUUAGGGAUCAAGAUACAUCUGGGAAGGAGAGUGGUGAGGUAUUUCGAGGAUGGCGAGGGGGCGGGUGUGGAGUUUGAGGUAAGAGGUGUGGGGGUGGAGAAUGAGGGAAAGAGGGAGGUGGUGAGAGGUGAUGUGGUUGUUGGUGCGGAUGGGGUGAGGAGUAAGGCUAGAACACUGGUUUUGGGGUAUGAAGAUAAACCGAAGAGUUCGGGGUAUGCUGUUUGGCGAGCAUGGUAUUCGAACAAAGACAUGCUUUUGGACCCUCUCACGGCGCCAUUCUGCACCAACGGCGAUACCUUUAACGGCUGGAUAGGCCCAGACGUUCAUUUUCUCUUUUCCACCAUCAAGAACGGGUCUGAUUGCUGUUGGGUGUUAACGCACAAAGACGAACACGAUAUAGAUGAAUCUUGGUCGUUUCCGGGAAAACUUGAAGAUGUGCUUAAAGUGCUAGAAGGAUGGGAUCCUAUGUGUAAACGGAUAGUGGAAAAGACGCCCAGUAUCGUAGAUUGGAAGUUGGUGUACCGGGAUCCUUUACCCACGUGGGUGAGCAAGGAAGGCAGAAUAUGUCUGCUAGGAGACGCUGCUCACCCGUUCUUGCCAACGAGCGCGCAAGGUGCGACACAAGCCUUAGAAGACGGCGUAACACUUGCCGUGUGUUUGAAAAGAGCUGGCAAGCAAAAUGUUGCCGCAGCUGUGAGAGCAUAUCAGGAGAUCAGGUAUGAUCGAGUAAAAGCUGUACAGAAGAUAGGAGAGACGACGAGAGAUAUGUGGCAUAAAGCUGAUUGGGAUAAGGUAAAGAAAGAUCCUAAAAGUAUUGAACUUCCCCGCGAGGAUUGGAUUCUGAAAUUCGAUGCAGAGAGGCAUGCUGAAGAGGUCUUUGAUGAGGUUGUGAAGAACCUUUCUUGA